UACCACAAAAUAUGCCUCCAAAAAUGACAUCACAACGAAAGAUGAUAGUAAGAGAAGACUCUUCCGAAGAUCUAGAAACAACCACAAUCCAUAUAAGCUCCACUAAGAGAAAGAGGUCACUUAGGAAAAAAACAUUUGACACAGAGCAAUUAACACCACUCAUUAGCUUUUAUCAUACAUUGGCGAAAACACCCACUCAAACUUCAUCUACUCCAAUGGUAGAUUCACCACCAGCCAAUACUAGGGGAUCUCACAAAAGGGUGCUUGGGAAAACACAUAAAACUCCUAUAGAAGAUAAUCAUGGGUCAUUAGUGGCAACAUGAAAGUCACCUCGCCUACAAUCAUUAGGGGCACAAGAUCUUGGAAGCUCAUCAAAGUCUAUUGUUGAUAACUGUGUUGUUGACCACAUAGAAGAACGUACAAAAAAGAGAACAAGAGGUCCAACUAAAAUGAAGUCUAUUGCAACUGAUAGUGAUGGUCGUUUGGAAGUGAAGUUUAAUUCCAAAGGACAACCAAUUGGUACAACAUCGAUAAAAUUAUCUUCUUUUUUAGGAGCACUUGUGAGAGAAAUUGUGCCAAUAACAAUAACUGAUUGGAGGAAGAUCACUCCAGGAAUGAAAGAAGUUUUAUGGAAAUCUAUACAGGUAAGAUAUAAGGUUGACAAAGAAUGGCAAAAGUACUAUGUCUUUAGAACAAUGGCAGAUCUUUGGAGAGCUUCGAAAUCAAGAUUGGUUUCUAAACUUAGGAAGGCACCCAAUGAAGAAGCAAGAAUGAACCUGAAACCUGAUAACAUCAACUCAGAAAUUGAGUGGAAAAGUUAUGUUAGAGAAAAAACUAGUGCUGAGUAUAAAGCAUUUGUUUGA
This is a messenger RNA of Humulus lupulus (European hop), 863 nucleotides long. RefSeq lists its product as uncharacterized. NCBI's taxonomy places the organism in Eukaryota, Viridiplantae, Streptophyta, Magnoliopsida, Rosales, Cannabaceae. The coding region runs from base 450 to 863 and encodes 137 amino acids. The record is from RefSeq and is a predicted model, not a curated record. The transcript is spliced from 3 exons.